Eublepharis macularius is the source of this 2300-nucleotide messenger RNA. RefSeq names its product chromosome 1 C2orf50 homolog (gene CIMIP5). The record is from RefSeq and is a predicted model, not a curated record. NCBI's taxonomy places the organism in Eukaryota, Metazoa, Chordata, Lepidosauria, Squamata, Eublepharidae. The transcript has 3 exons. The coding region runs from base 347 to 922 and encodes 191 amino acids.
UCUUGUAACACAUUCAGAUAGCAUUCAUGGGGACUCCUGGAACAAGGUGGGAGUUAUAAAUCAUGGAGCACAGGCUUUUAUUUCUGGAACAUGUAUUUAAAGCUUACUAAAGUUGAGAAUCCAGAUCUAUCAAUGGUCUUUGCUUUUAAAAAAGAAAUAUAUGAUGAUGAUGCUGAAUUUGGCCUCAUUGCAGUGAACAAAAUCAGCUAGAACACAAGAAUGACUCGAAAUAAUACAGGAAAUUCUUCACACCAAAUUGCCAGAAACGUUGCUUACUGGAUAUUGGGGCUCUUUCUAUUGGUUUCUAUUGGUUUCAUUCAUUCAUUCAAUCAAGUAGCUACGAAGAAUGUUGGGAGAAAGAGUUGGGAAUGUUGAGGACCUCCCCAAGUUUUCUACUGAUAAUCCAACAUCACGUACUACAGGAAGCUCACGCAGGAAGGAGAGCAGAGCAAAUGGGCGCUGGAGAACUACAUCGGCAGGGUAUCAGUUACCAAUAAGCAGCCGUGUGGGGGAUUUUUCUUCAUCUCCUUCACUCAGCAGCACUCAGGUGGGAAGAUCUACACUAAACUUGGCAAAACAAUCAAGCAAGACCCAAGAAGAACAGCAAGAAAACUUGAAGGAUGAUCAGGUCCAACAGGACAAGAUCUGGAGAGAGUUUGUGGACGCUGAAAGAAGGGCAACCAAAUACUGGUAUCAGAACUGGAGUUUCCUAAAGGACUAUGAUUCAAUGGGCAAGAAAAAAGAACACAAGCCGCUCCCUGAGUAUGAAUCGGUAUUUUCAGACAGAAUUCCUAACACUAACAGUCGAAUUAUCGGCAGCAGAAUGAACACUGAUCUUGGCAAAACUCUGGUAAAAAUGGAUUACUUCUUCAACUAUGGAAGAAGAAAAAACAAACUUGGACAGGAACUCCAGCCUUCCUAGAAUAACAAAGAAAGCACUACUUUAAUGCGUUGUGGAUCAGGGUUCAUGGUAAAAAAUUUAAAAAUGCAAACUUUUUCUAGAUGCCACACUUCUAAAGGUGGAUAGUUCAAAUUCUAUCCAAAUAAGACAUCUAGAGAUUUAAAGAGGACAACAAAGUAUACUAAUAUAAUCAUGCAGGCAUAAUUAUGGUGAUUGGGUCUAAUACCAGCGUUUUCUGGCUCAGCAUUUGGAAACAUAGGGUGCUGAGGACUUACAAAGUUUGUGUUAGACAGCCAGGCCCAUAUCUACUGCCUCCACAACAUUUCAGCGGUUACAUUUGCCUCACAAAAAUUCAAAAUGUGCUUAAUCAUCUGCCCACCAUAAAGUUGCCACUCAUUUAACGAAACAAAGCAUAGAUUGCUGCAAAAAGUACAGGAAGUUAUGCAGAUGAGGAUUUCUCUAGAGAGAAAUAAUUUUGCUCAAGGGCCUGAAAGGUUAUGGUUCACUUCAUAUUUGACCUUGUGUUCCACAUAAGCCCUUGUUCUGACCUUCAGACAGAUUUAGCUAUCCUAUGUUUACUAAGCGAUCCGCAGUGAUUCAGUAGGAAACUGUUUAGGGUAUAGAAUCCUGGACAAAGUGGGUCCCAUCUCUCAAAUGAAAAGAGUUUUCAGGGAAGAAUUCAAAAUUGUUUCAAAAGGACUGUUUAUUCCAUUAUGAACCCGCUUGACCACUGCAGUCAUCUAUGGAGGUUCUGCUGCCAGGUGCCCUCACCUUCUAAGACUAGUCCAGCAGCAACCCAAGCUUAGUGACACCCAAACUCUUGGAGUCUCACCUCAGGGAAAUUCAUGUCCCUUUCUAUUGCCAUCUUCCACCAGAGGAUGAAGACUUUUGUGUUUCCCUUGGCAUUCCCUCAAUGAUCUUCUCCAGUGUUUUAACUGUUUUUAUAUUUUGUAUUCAUUUUAAGCUCUGGUUUUAAGUUGCUUUAAUGAUGUAUUUGUGUGCUGGUUUUAGUGGUUUUUAAAAUGAGAUUUUAAUUUGUAUGCCUUAAUUUGUUGGCCGCCUUGGUGACCUUAUGAGGGCAGAAAGGUGGGGUAAAAAUCUUGUAAAUAGUAAUUCAGAGAAGAGAGGAAACACUCUAUGGAAAGAUGGAUAAUCAUAUAAACCAUCUAUAAGUUUCUGCUGUCUCUGGUCAAGAACUGAUGGUCUUCCUUUUCUUUAAGGUAGCGGCUGUUGAUACAGAUCCUUUUAGGGAUCAAGGUAACAGACAUAAAUCCUUUACAUAAAUUCAAUCCAGCUAUAGAGGAAUGGAUGGGAAUGGGUUUAGAUUGUACACCCCAAUUUCACAUAGACUGCUUCCAUACAUAGGAUUUGGUCUGCCCUGGCUCUCAAACUGGAGCAG